Molecule: messenger RNA, 508 nt
Organism: Onthophagus taurus
Lineage: Eukaryota; Metazoa; Arthropoda; Insecta; Coleoptera; Scarabaeidae
Source: RefSeq, a predicted model, not a curated record
AUCAGUUUAUUUCUGUGUUUUUACUUAAAUAAACGUUCGUUAUAAUUAUGGAGCUAAAAUUGAUAAUAAUUUUAACGGUUUCGAUAAAUUUAUCAUUGUGUAAUAGAGUAAUAGAGUCAAUAUUUGUACGUUAUGGUUUAGUUUGCGAUAUCACAGAAGAUCUUUUAAUAAAACCAACAUUUUCUUGCGUUAAAUGCAAUAAACGUAAUAUUCCAGACUGUUACUCGAAUGGAUAUAAUGAGACUCAUGUAUGGUUCCCUUUUAAAGCUUUAGAAUUACAAUGUGUAGCAACAACAAAAAAUGUUUUAAAUACAGCUUCAUGCCACACUUUUCAUUUACCUCCUGGUAACAUAGCAGUUAUACCGCCAAAAUGUGGAUUAGAUAUUUAUGGAAAACCAAUUACAUGUGGAACGGAUUUUAAUAAAUAAGAAAGUCAAUAAUGUAUUCCAUUCUAUACUUCUUUAUAAAUAUAACACAAAACAUAAUAAAUUACAAAACAUUGCUAUAA